UCCUGGGGUGAUGGAGUCACCGCCUUCGUUCUCAACAAAUUCUGAAGCACCUCCUCUAAGUGAAGACAGUGGUCUACUGAUUACAAGUGGUUCUUUUUCAAGUGAUUCUGCUAGUGGAUGGCAUCACGUAGCAUCUGAAUUACAAGAAAGUGAUUUCGAUGAGAGGUCACUAUCAUUGUGUGAAUCAACAGAAACAUCUGAACGUAUGUGCGGUGACUUUUUCAACACAGUGAAAAAAGGCCCAGUAAAAGUUAUUGUGACUACUAUUGAACCACCCCCAGAAUUUCAAGAUAAUCCUGCUCCUGUUAGCAGUGACAAUCUUACGGCUGUGUAUGUGCCUCCAACUAUAAUUUAUACCAAUGCUACAACAACAAAAUCCCCAAGCUUGGAUGUUCCGAUGUCUACUAAGCAUAUAUCACCUAUGUAUUCCAGAAAAUUAAAGCCGGAACCACUGUAUGAGCGCCGGCAGUGUUUGAAUCAUAGGUUUGCAAGUCCUAGGCUACUGCAUUUAAGCCCUUGUCGAACAAAUAGACCUUCGUCACGAAAUUCUCUAUCAUCUCGUUUAUCCAGUAGCCAUAACUCACUCGUCACCCAGUUCCAAGCAGAUGACUCGAGCUUUAUAACACAAGCUAUAUCACAUGAUACUUUAUCAGCAAAAACGUCCGACAUAACUGAUAUGUACAAUGUCCCCUUCGAUAGUGAUAUUUAUGCGGUACCAAUAGACAUGGUCCGUCCUAGUCAUGCCAAUGCGAGAAGUAAAGGAAAAAAGAUUCCUAGGAAUAAUAAGAAACGUGGUAAAAGCACUCCACAAAGUAUAGGCAUGAGCCAUUUACCACUUGAGAGAAAUCAUAAGCCUAAAGAAUUUAUUAGACAUAGAGAUAUUAAAACUAAAAGGCACAGCCUGCCCAGUUCUACGUGUAAGAAAAGUACAACUGAUUCCGAUACCGAUUCAUUGCAUUUGACUUUACGGGAAAUGAGAAAAUAUUUACACACAUUAUAUUCUAGUUCAAGUGAUUCUGAAUGUAGGAAUACUAUAAAUAAGAAAAAUAAUACCAUUAUAACAAAUGUGGGUAUUCAUUCUAGACAUUCGUCAAAAGAUACCGCCACCGCAGUUUUUCUAAAAGAGAGCAAUGAAAUACCUAAAGCGGUAGAAACAAACAAUAAUCAUAAAAAGACAAAUAAAAAUUCUUUUGGAAUGAAUGCUAAAAAUAAAAAACAUAAAGAGAACGUCCCUAAGGAUAUUAUAGAAGUAGAUAAAAACGACAAGUCGUUAAAGAAAGUUUCACCAAAUCCAAAUCAAAAAGUGAAAAUGUCUCCUGUCAGAAUUUUGUCAAUUAAUCUAAAACAAAGUUUCUGUAAUUUGUUUCGUUGGCGACGUCAAACUGUGAUUGAUAAUAGUACAGAAAUAGAGAAGGUCAACAAAGAGAACGGCAACAAGGAGAGUUCACCACCGGCGGCUGUGAGACGCGCGUUGCCACCUCUACCACAAACACCACAGACCUCCCGACGCACCACCAAUGAGGAGGAUACUGUGAUGGACUUUGCUACUUCAAUCCAGAAAGUUAAAGAUUAUGGCUGGUAUUGGGGCCCCAUCUCCGUGGAGACAGCUGAGAAAAUACUGUCUAAUGAGCCAGACGGUUCUUUUAUCGUACGAGACAGUAGUGAUGACCACUAUAUAUUCACAUUAACAUUUAAAUUAAAUGGACUUAGACAUGUUAGAAUAGAACAUGAUCAGGGUAAUUUUUGCUUCGGAGGUUGCACUAUGUUUAAAGCUCAAACAAUUGUGGAAUUCAUAGAGAAUGCUGUGGAGACAUCUCGAAGUGGCCGAUAUUUAUUCUUUCUUAACUUGAGGCCUGUAUUAGGCCCUGUUAGAGUACAGCUACUGUAUCCAGUAUCUAGAUUUAAACGCGUCCAAAGCCUUCAGCAUAUGUGCAGAUUUGUGAUAUUAAAAUAUGUACGUCGUGAUCUUGUUAGCGACCUCCCUCUGCCGCGACGCCUUGUCGACUAUUUGAGUGCUACGCACUACUACUCAGAGCUUCUGUCAGAGAUAUAGACAUGUUCUACAUAUCAAGAAUGUUCGUUUUAAUAAGUGUUGGAAAUUGUAAGGUCCUGCUCUAAUUUACAGGAAUUGACUUAAUUCUGCGUCUGAUGUAAAAGAAGGAUACGGAGUAUACUUUCUCUGUGGAGAAUUAAUAUUCGAAGCACUAAUGAAGACAUAUAAGUACAAAUACAAUUCUUGCCAAUGUAGCUUAAAGAUUAAUAUAUGGUAAUACACCAGUGGCUUUUAUACGUUUUCAAGAAUAAAUAUCUCUAUUUUGUUGUCUAAUGUAGCUUUACAUAAGUAAUAUUACUGAAUUAUAGUUAUAUUGUGGUGCCAGUCGUGAUUGUGUAAAUCUCAGAUAGUGUUUGUAAGUUACAUCGACUAGUAUUUUUUCAUUGGUGGAUUCAGUCAUCCUUCCCAAUAGAAUUAUCAAGGAAUUUAAACAGUUAAUGUAUAAAUAAAAUUAUCAUAUAAUACUCACUAAAUGGAAAUAAUAAAACAUCCGUGCCUAUUUUUUUUACCACAUUUUCAAUGUUUAAACAGGUAUAUAAAAUUAAAGAUUUUUGAUUCAGUCUCUAAAUCCUCUAUGGUCGUCUUAGUGGCCUAGUUGUUUAUUCUGUAAUUAAGUUCUAUUGGAAAGGAAUUUACUUUCCAAUUAUAAAAUUCAUUGAUGAAAUUUACUGUACUUGCUGGAUUUAAUGUACAGCACAUUUGUAACGUUAUAUCUCUAUAAGGUUAAUAUAAAACGACAACAAUAUAAUUUAAAAUGUGAAUAUAAUAUGUACUUAUUACGUACCACAGUACAAUCAGCAUACUAUGAGCAUCUAUUACAUUUUCUGCUAUUUAGCCGUUGUCCUUAAAAUUAUACUAUAUCAACUAUAAUUAAAUAUGGACUCAAGAAAAUGGCGGACAGCUGUCAUACGAAAAAGCAAUUGAUGCUAUAUAGAACAAAUGUGGUGUAUGAUUUUUGCAGCUUAAAUGGUAACUUAUGAACACUAUUAUAGGUACUCUUGUGUCUUACAGUAUCAUUAUAGUAAAUAAAGUAUAAUUGGCAGUGUUGCAGUGUGUGUAUAAUAUAUUAUAUAAUAAAAAUACAAAAUUGACUGUGAAUUUUAUAUAUAUUAUAAUAUAGUGUUUAUCUCAGGGUAGCGAUUAUAGUAAAGAUGUCAUUCGUUCGUCCUUUAUAUAAUAUUUAAAUGUUGGACUGUAAAAUAUGUGAUGUUGAUUUCUCCUUUGGAGAUUCUCCAAUUAAAGAACGCUAGAAAUUGUAUAUUAUAAUCAGUAACAAUAUGACUACUUUUGUUAUGACAUAAAAAUUCAAUAUUUGCAAUUGCUAGUAAUCCUAAAUAACUUAGAAUACCAAUCUCAUUUAUAAUAAUAAUAUAUA
Molecule: messenger RNA, 3428 nt
Organism: Achroia grisella
Lineage: Eukaryota; Metazoa; Arthropoda; Insecta; Lepidoptera; Pyralidae
Exons: 7
Coding region: 11-2053 (680 amino acids)
Biological process (GO): intracellular signal transduction; phosphatidylinositol phosphate biosynthetic process
Cellular component (GO): phosphatidylinositol 3-kinase complex
Molecular function (GO): 1-phosphatidylinositol-3-kinase regulator activity
Source: RefSeq, a predicted model, not a curated record